Pseudocercospora fijiensis CIRAD86 is the source of this 2277-nucleotide messenger RNA. RefSeq lists its product as uncharacterized. The record is from RefSeq and is a predicted model, not a curated record. Gene Ontology annotation, biological process: fatty acid catabolic process; triglyceride biosynthetic process. The transcript has 2 exons. Gene Ontology annotation, cellular component: nucleus. The annotation marks the transcript as partial. NCBI's taxonomy places the organism in Eukaryota, Fungi, Ascomycota, Dothideomycetes, Mycosphaerellales, Mycosphaerellaceae. Gene Ontology annotation, molecular function: phosphatidate phosphatase activity.
AUGCAGUACGCUCGCUCCAUAACAGGCACCGUUUCGAAAGCAUGGAACAGUCUGAACCCAGCCACAUUGUCUGGAGCCAUCGACGUUAUUGUCGUUGAACAGGAGGAUGGCUCUCUCGCAUGUUCUCCAUUUCACAUCCGAUUCGGGAAGUUCUCCCUCCUGCGCCCUUCCGAGAAGAAGGUCGAGUUCAAAGUCAACGGCGAGAAGCUGAACUUCCCCAUGAAAUUGGGCGAGGGCGGAGAGGCUUUCUUCAUCACCGAAACACACGAGAGCGUCCCGGAAGCACUACAGACGAGUCCGCUUGUUAGUCCCGCGAGCAGUCCAGAGCUCAAGGCGAGUGCUUCUGAAACUCCCGUCUUGCAAGAGCCAGAUCCCUUCGACUUGGAAAAGGAGCUGCCCGUGCGAGAUGGCGCGAAAAGAGGGCACAGUAGGAGUACGACCGAGGGAAUGCCAGUCCCUGGUCUGCAGAGAAGACCGCCGAGUGAUUUGGGAAACCUGACGCCGCUAUCUACAUCUCCCACCGAACCUCAAUUUCUCAAAGACCGACCGCGACCUGCUUCAGGAGACUUUUCAGCAUUCGUGCAUCCAACCUUUGAACGGACGUCGUCGGACAGCGCUGUACCAGCUGCGAAAGCUUCUAUCCAUGAAUCCAUGCACCAUAGUGAGCUGCUGAUGACUCCUGGCUCCGAACGCUCGCCUUCACCUCCGCCUACCACAGACCGGCCCGUGAGCCCCACGCCAGAGGAAGAGGAUGCAAAAGCUAGGGCAUUGAAUCUCUCCAAGAGACUAUGGACUUCCAAUAUUAGCAACCAGGUGACCGAGACUGGUGAUAUCAUGCUUGACAUGGGUGCCUUCAAGAGCGGGAAUAAAGAGGCUUUGCAGGCCGAGAUAGUCGCCAGACAGAUCCUGUCGCAAGAGCUCGAUGGCCCUUACGAUAUUGGUGCGCUCAUGGGUGCUGAUGAGAAAGGCAAUAUUUGGAUCUACAGAAGCGAGGAAGCGAAAGAUGCUGCCAAUAAGCGAGCCGCCGCCGGAAUGGGUAUUUUCAAUCCGGCUGCCUAUGCUUCCACAGAUGCCAUUUCGGAUCCUGGAUACCACAGCGACGAUGCUCGAAGUGUGGACUCAAAGCCUGGAGAUUAUGCGCACAAUCGUCGUGAUUCGGAUAGCGCCGUAGGUCUACCCUCCCAGCCUAGCUCACCAGGCAGAGUUGCUGGAGACCCGAAUAAGAACUACGCGAAAUCCAUCCGCUUGACCUCGGAUCAACUAAAGACUAUGAACUUGAAUGCUGGGGCGAAUAGUAUGUCCUUCACUGUGAACCGCGCGACGUGUACUGCCGUAUUGUGGUACUGGAAGCAUGACGUGCCGAUAGUCAUAUCUGACAUCGAUGGCACAAUCACGAAGUCAGACGUCUUGGGCCAUGUUUUGAAUACGAUCGGCCGCGACUGGACACACCAGGGAGUGGCCAAGCUCUACACAGAGAUUGCAUCAAAUGGGUACAACUUUCUAUACCUGACCAGUCGAAGCGUCGGACAAGCAGAUACUACCAGAGCUUAUCUGGCCGGUGUGGCUCAGGAAGGAUACAAAUUGCCUAGGGGGCCUGUUAUCCUCAGUCCUGAUAGAACCAUUGCGGCUCUGCGACGAGAGGUCUACCUCAGAAAACCCGAGAUCUUCAAAAUGGCAUGCUUGCGCGAUAUCAUGUCCCUCUUCGCGGGCAAAUCAGGUUCCCCAUUUUACGCUGGGUUUGGUAAUCGUCUGACAGAUGCACUCAGCUAUCGCUCAGUGAACAUUCCCAGCACUCGAAUCUUCACGAUCAACUCAAAUUCGGAAGUGAGCUUGGAUCUUCUAAGCCUCAAUACUUACAAGACGGCUUAUAGCAGCAUGCGAGAAAUUGUCGACCACUACUUUCCGCCUGUCGGUUUACUAGUCAAGGGUGGAGGCGAAGAGUUCACGGACUUCAAUUACUGGCGCGACCGGCCGAUGGACAUCAUUGACUUUACUGACAGCGAGGAUGAGGAUGACGAUCCUACCGAAGACGCCGUCUCACGCCUGACCAAGACCAACACUCGAGGGAGUCGAAGCAUCCUCAGCGAAGACGAAGCAGGCGACGACAUGGCAGAGUCAUAUUUCUCAGGAGAUGGACGUCCGUCACUCGACCAGUCAAUCGCAGAAUCUUUGGUCGAUGACGAAGAAUUGACAAGCUCCAUGAUCGACGAUGAAGAUGAAGACUACGAUGAAGCAAGUGGCUCUGAAGCCGAGGAGGAAGAAUACCACCUCGAAGAC